Molecule: messenger RNA, 1506 nt
Organism: Adineta ricciae
Lineage: Eukaryota; Metazoa; Rotifera; Eurotatoria; Adinetida; Adinetidae
Source: the annotation of a GenBank genome assembly
AUGUCAUUUUCAGAUGCAGCUCGCUCUCAUUCAUUCAAUUCUUGUCGAUCUGAGUUUUUGUGCAAUAUUCAAUCUGACGAAACGUCGUUACCUACAUCAACAUCUCUUUUCUUGCCCAAUUCGAAGUCCACGACAAAUACUCUUUCGUCGUUGAAAACAUCUGAAAAUCAACAUAAUUCACAAUCGAAUGCCAAAAUAAAGGAUACGUCCAAUGUCAUGCUUGAUAUCAGUCGUCGAUUACUUAAACGGAAAGCACUUUUUGGUCAUCUUUCAAUUAUCAGUAAUAUUAUGUGUUUUCUUGGUUUAUUAGGCAUAGUUCUUAUGAUUAUGGAAAAUGAGAUUCGAUUUUUAAAUAAAUAUGAAAAUAGUAUCUAUCUUUGUUGGUUUAUCAAAUUAAUAAUUACCAUAACAACGAUAAUUCUUGUUCUCUUGGUCUUCUAUUAUCAUAAAGUAGAUUUAGAUUUAUAUGGUGUAAGUAAUGCUAUUGAUAAUUGGAGAAUCGGACUCACAGCAAGAAAAAUCAUUCUGAUAAUCGUCGAAGUAUUGAUUUGUAUAAUACAUCCUAUUCCAAUUGAGCUCUUCUCUGUAUCAAGCAUGUCACCAAUUUAUACUAAUGUUACUAUUAAUGCUACUAUCAGUGAUUUGGUUCCAUUAGACAAUACUCAGUUGAAUGUUCUACUCGGUUUACCAAUGUUUGCACGCUUGUACCUAGUUUGUCGUUUUAUUAUGUUUCAUUCCCAUUUGGUGCGUGAUGCAUUUUCACAGUCAUUGGGUUCCCUUAAUCAAGUAUCUCUUAAUUUUCUCUUUCUUUUGAAAACAUAUUUACAUCUAUGGCCGACACGUUGUGUAUUAUUUUUCUGUGCAUUACUUUUCAUUAUCGGGAGUUGGUCAUUACGAGUCUGCAGUUAUCGAUCAUCGAUAGAAUUUAUGUCAAUGCUUGAUUGCAUGUGGUUAUUUAUUGUUACAUUUACUACUGUUGGAUACGGAGAUUUAACACCAGCAAAUUAUUGUGGAAGAGGUGUUGCCGCGAUUACAGCGCUCAUUGGUGUGUUAUCAACAGCACUUUUAAUUUCAGUUCUUUCUCAAAAAUUAGAAUUUAGCCGAUCAGAAAAUUAUGUCCAUAAUUUCGUUGUCAAUUUAGAAUUAACUAAAGCACGAAAAAAUCAAGCAGCAGAUGUGAUUAAAUUUUUCUUCAAAACUUGGGUUUUAAAGCGUCGACAUCGAAUGCACACAUCGACAUAUUUAACAGCACAACGAAAAUUAUAUCGAGCACUUCAUUUCAGCAAGCAAUUGAAAGUGGAACAAAAACGCUUGGUUGAUGUCUGCGUUGGCCUACCUGAAUUGAUAACGAUGCAACGGCAAUUGAGUGCAAAAUUUCAAGAGUAUGGUGCUACACUAGCGACAACGACUAUGAAAGUGGAAAAGAUCGAAAACAGACUUGUUAAUAUCGAACAAAAACUGACGAAUAUACAAGAAACGCUCCAGUCGUUGCUGGAAAAACUAUGA